AUGAGCUCGGAAUUGAAGAUUUUCCACUCAUUGAACUGUUCUCUUUGCGCAUCUCCUUAUUCAAAAUCCAGUAAUGAUCCCAAAUAUCCAUAUGAAUCAGUAUGUGGAAAAGCGAUUUGUGGAGAAUGUUGUAAAGAGGAGCAACGGUUGAAAAAAGAAGAAAGAAGACAUCAAUGUGACUUUCAAUUGCAUUGUUAUUAUCCUUACAAAUUCCGCAGCUUCUUCCGUGAUCUUUUUAACGAUCCAUCAAUUAUCGAAUCUCCGAAUGGAAAUGGAUGGCUUCUUUCAGAGCCAAUCACCAUUCCACUCAAGUGUUCGAAAUGUGAUACUCAAUGGAGAAAGAUGAAAGCAAACCCGUUAUUCUGUUUUAAAGCUGAUUCUUCUCCUGAAUGGUUUUGGAUGGAAUGUUCAAUUUGUAACGAUUCUUAUUCUUAUCCAAAAUCAAUGGAAAUGAGAAAUAAUUGGCUACGAGAAUUCCUCUGUGAACUCCCCGAAUUGAUCGAGCAAAUCCCGAAAGUAAAGGAAAUCCGAAUCAAGGUAAAAACUAAAAUUAUGCCGUUAUUAUUUUUUCUUUUGCUUAUGUUUGCUUCUUGG
This is a messenger RNA of Mesorhabditis belari, 594 nucleotides long. The record is from the annotation of a GenBank genome assembly. Lineage: Eukaryota; Metazoa; Nematoda; Chromadorea; Rhabditida; Rhabditidae.